Molecule: messenger RNA, 6900 nt
Organism: Sabethes cyaneus
Lineage: Eukaryota; Metazoa; Arthropoda; Insecta; Diptera; Culicidae
Gene: cmet
Exons: 8
Coding region: 1-6900 (2299 amino acids)
Biological process (GO): mitotic cell cycle; microtubule-based movement
Cellular component (GO): microtubule
Molecular function (GO): microtubule binding; ATP binding; plus-end-directed microtubule motor activity
Source: RefSeq, a predicted model, not a curated record
AUGGCCGACAAUAUAACCGUUUCUAUUAAAGUUCGGCCACUGAUAAAACGUGAGAAAGACUUGAAGCUUACCUCGCAAUGGCGGAUCCGGGACAACACGAUCGCUAACAUUGAUGGCAACGGAGAACCGUUUGUGUUCGAUCACAUUUUUGAUGAGUCGGUUCACACGAAGGAUCUCUUCGAACGUGUGUGCAGGCCGAUUGUGCAUUCGACGUUGAAUGGCAUCAACGGUACGAUAUUUGCCUACGGCCAAACAUCGUCGGGCAAAACGUACACUAUGAUGGGCGAUGGUGCCGGAGAGCUUGGAGUAGUGCCGUUGACGGCACAAGAAAUUUUUCGGCAAAUUGAAAACAAUAAGGACCGCCAGUUUUUGAUCCGUGUCGGAUACAUUGAAAUUUACAACGAGAAAAUCUUCGAUCUAUUGGAUAAAAGUAAUACCAAUUUGAAGAUAUUGGAAAGUCAGUGUGGUGAUGUGCAGUUGAACUAUAAGGAAAUUAUAACGAACUGCCCGGAACAGAUAAUGAAAUAUUUAGAGGAAGGUAAUAAGGUGAAGCGAAUCGGUGAUACCAAUAUGAAUGAGCGUUCGAGUCGGUCGCACACGAUUUUCCGGAUAACGAUAGAAUCAAGCGACGUUGGCCGGACUGAAGGCGAUGAGAAUGAUGCGGUGCAAAUUAGUACGCUGAAUUUAGUAGACUUGGCUGGCAGUGAAAGAGCAGAUCAGACAGGAGCAACAGGUUCUAGAUUGAAAGAGGGGGCUCAUAUUAAUAAGAGCUUGCUUUCUUUGAGCUGUGUUAUUCAGAAGUUGAGUGAAAAUGCAGAUAACCUGACGUACAUUAACUACAGAGACUCUAAAUUGACGCGCAUACUGCAGGCUUCACUGGGAGGCAAUGCAGUGACUUCCAUGAUAUGCAACAUCACACCAGCUGCGCUGGACGAAAGUUACUAUACUUUAAGUUUUGCGAUGCGUGCGAAAACAAUCAAAAACAAACCGAUAGUGAAUGAGGUAAUAUCGGAAGCGGCAAUGAUGAAGCGUUUGCAGCGGGAAAUUAAGCGUCUCCAAGAUGAGCUUAAAUCCGAACAAAGUAAAAAUAGUAAAAUAAAAACUUUGGAACUACAGAACGCAAUUACCAUGCGUGCUAAUCAAAUUAUCAACUCUCAAACUCACAUACAGUUUGACAAAGCACGACGGCGUACAUGGUGUCCUUCGAGCUCCGGCAUCCCUAAACCGGUCGGUUAUGCCGAAAGGGAUAACCGCCUUAUGCCGCCGCCACCGCCAUUUUUAUCCAGCUUAUCCACACUUUCGGGCAGCAGUUUGAAUUCGUCCUCCGGCGAGGAGAAAUCUCCACCGGCCACCGUUCGGCCCGAGCUGGUCAAUUACAACGCAUCGGCAGAGCUGCUAGCAAGAAAGGUGCGUUCGACUACACCCACUCGCCAGUAUCUGAGUGCUAUCGCUAGACCCGACGACAAUGGUGACGAGUUUAUACCGGCCGAGCUGGUCGAUUUUGGAGAACGAUCACCGGGAAACAUUGCCAGGGACAUUCAUACGCCCAACGGCUUCAAAGCUAAGCGAAGAUCACGUCGGUCUUCUACUGGGGAUGCCGGGGUUAUGGAUUACGAAAAAAGAUGUAAAGAGCUCGAACAAGAGUUACUCGAAUUGCAGGAGUUUACUAACCUGGAAAAGAAUUUAGAUCUGGCGAAUAUUAAACAGCAGCUGUACUCCCGAGAGCAGAUGCAGGGUUUUCUGAAAAAUAGAGAAGAAAAAAUAGAGUCGCUGGAGGAACGUUGUCGAGAUUGUGAGGAAGAGCUACGCCAAAAACAAGAACAAAUCUUUGACAUGGAAAAGGAACUGAUAGUUGCUCGCAAAGAGUGUGAAGCGUCCGUAAAAGAAGCAGAACUGUGCCGUAAUUUGCAAAAUAGUGUUCAAGUUGAAUAUGAACUAUUCCAGCAAAAGGCUAAAAAUCGAGAAAAGGAGUUGAUCGAAUGCCUAGAGGAGGCCCGUGAAAGUAGUUUGAACGGAAGUGGCAAAAAGAUAAGCUCGGUUGACAACAAUUCGACAUUGCUAGAAAGCACCAGAAAGGAGUUGAAAAACUUGGAAGUGCAGAACUACGAGUUGCAGUUGCAAGCAGAAGAAUGUAAUGUCAACAUGGAGAAACUCAGAGUAGCAGUAAAUGAUGGAGCGGAGAAGAUUGCUAAGUUGAAAGAAGUACUUGACAGAGAUGUAAGCAGGAAAGAUGCAACGAAGCUGUUUCGAAUGUUGACUAGACUGAGGAGCAUUAUAGCAGAUGAGGAUCUGCUGGUAAAUACCAGUAUAGGCACAGAUGAGCUGGUUGACAGCAUAAGUGAAACGAGCUUUACCGACAGUACGGGUCGUUCGUCUCCAACGAAAAUUGUGCUGGUAAACGACGAGGGAAAAACAAAUGUUAUCUAUGAUAGCAAUAACUGCCAUACGCUGGACAUGACCAUCGAAAACGGUGAGCUGAUGAAGAAGAUAAAACUACUGGAAGAAGAAAGUAAGCAAAUUAAUGCACUGCUAGUAAAAUAUGAAGGCGAAAUUGAGAAAGCAGCGACUAAAGAUUCGCUUUUGAAGCAAUUGACUGAGAAGCUAGAGCAUGAGCGUGCUGCAGUGGUUGUUUUGGAGCAAAGUGUGCAGAAAAAGAAGUUGGAAUUUGAUAAGCUAACUAGCGAAUACAAUGAACUAUCGACACAGGUCUUAGACUAUGUUCAGGAUAUCGAUAAUUACAAGGAACAGAUUGAGAGAAUGAACAACACGUUGGAACGAAGCAAAGAAAUUGCUGCAAGCCUUCAGUCAGAGAAGGAACAGCUUUCGCAGGAUGUAUUCCAAAUUCAAGAGGAAAAACAAAAGCUCGAGGAGAAAAUCAAGGAACAAGAAGAGAAAUACAAGAUGUGCAAAGCUGAACAAGAUGAUAUUGAAAGAAAUUUCGAGCAAAAGCUGGAACAAAAUAAAGAAUUUAUCGCCAGUCUUCAAUCAGAGAAGGAACAGCUUUCGCAGGAUGUAUUCCAAAUUAAAGAAGAAAACAAGAGUCUCGACGAGGAAAUCAAGGAACAAGAAGAGAAAUACAAGAUCUAUAAAGCUGAACAAGAUGAUAUUGUAAGAAAUUUUGAGCUAAAGCUGGAACAAAACAAAGAAUUCAUUGCAAGUCUUCAAACAGAAAAGGAACAGCUUUCGCAAGAUGUAUUCCAAAUUCAAGAAGAAAAACAGAGGCUCGACGAGAAAAUCAGGGAACAAGAAGAACAAUACAAGAGCUAUAAAAUUGAACAAGAUGAUAUUUUAAGAAAUUUUGAGCUAAAAAUGCAAAAACUGGCCGAUGACGGUGAGAGUCAAUUACGAGAACAGAUUUCAGCUGUUGAGAAAGAAUUUGACGAGUGCAAAAAAAGAUAUCAGCAACUUGAAAAACAAAUUUUAAACAUGCAAUCUGAUAAGAAUGAAUUGGAAGCUAAAGUCGCUGAAUUUGAGCGAGAAAAGGUCACAGAUUCGAUCAAACAUAAAAAUGAAUUAGAUGAGAUAAAUACAAUGCUGCAAGAGACGGUGGCUAGAAAUAAUGAAUUGCAAAAAACUGCUUUAGAUACAGAAAAUGAGUUGACUACAAGAAUAUCACUACUUUCUGAAGAAAACUCUGACUUACAGAUGCAGCUUGCUAAUAUCGAAAAUCAUUUGAAAAGCACCGCCGAAAAUUCCGAGACACAGUCGGAAACAUUACCCAAGUUGCAGCAAACCUUGGAUGAGUUGAAUACACUGAAGUUGGAAAAAGAAUCUCUACUCCUACAGUUGGAGGAUACAAAACAGAACUAUCAAAUGAUCCUGAAUGAAAAGGAAAAAACAGACGAGAAGUGCGAUAAAUUGUGCAACGAGCUGUCUCUGCUGGUUUCCGAAAAAGAACGAACCACCGAAAGCGAGAGACUUGUGCUUAAAAAUGAAAUCAAUGAUCUGCGGCAGGUAAAAUACGACCUGGAGCAAACAGCUGCCAGUACGAAGGAACAGAUUAGCACUUUAACAGAGAGCCUUGCCGACGCAGAUCAACAGAAAAUGAAACUCAUGUCGCGAGUUCAGUCUUUGGAAGCCGAAAUCGAGGAAUCCUCCAGCAUUCGCGAACACCUAGAUCGGGAAAUUCACGCUUUAAAAACAGAUCUCGGAAAUCUGGAGCAACAACUGCAGGACAAUAACGACAAGGUUGAGCAAUAUCAAAAACAAAACGACAACUAUGAGCAAGAGCUGAUUAAAAAAUCCGAAGUCAUUCAGCAAGGUAUAACAGAGCAACUUACAUUGCGAAAAUCGAUCGUUCAAUUGGAAAAACGUCUAUCUCAAAUAAACGAAAAAGAGUUUAAGCGACAACUAGAGGAAGCAGAAAGUCGUUGUCAAGAACAAAAACAGGUUGUCCUUACCAUGGCGAAGCAAAAGACAGACCUUCUAGUACAAAUUAGGGAUGUCACUUCUGAUCGUGAUUUACUGAAACAGCAAGUUGCUGAAAAAGAUGAACUAUUAGAAAAAGCCAAGUUGCAGAUAGUCUCGUUGGAAACCAAUGUAAAUGGCCUUGUGAGUAAAUUGGACCAAACUGAAAGCUGUUUCGCCGACGCGAAACAACUCAAAGAAGAGCUAAACGUACUAGAAAAGCAAAAACUAGUAGUCUCCGAUCAGCUACAGCAGAUCGUCGCUGAAAUGACUACAUUGAAAGAAGAAGCACAAUCUAAAGAUCAGGAACUAGAGCGAGCUAGACUUCAAAUCAUUUCGCUUGAAAAUCAGGUAACGGAACUCAAGUUGGAGAUUGAUUAUGCAGGACAGGCUCUCAUUGAAGCAGCAGCACUUAAUAAAGAUUUAAAGCUACAGGUCACCUGCUUAAACUUGGCAGUUGAAGAACUAGAGAAACGCUAUGGUGCACACUUAAUGGAGACAGAAAUACUGCAAGCAACCGUGUCUGAAUUGGAAAGCAACUCGCAGCAUUUUCAACGUGAACUAUCGGAAAAAACGAAAUGUCUUGAAUUGCGGAAAAACGAAUCUGUUGAGAUAAAUUUGCUGCAUGAACAAAUUACCGCAUUGACAGCGCAAUUAAAAAAAGAGAAAACUCAGUAUCAAAUUGACCUUGAUUCUGAAAAGGAACUGUCCUUAAAAAUGCAACAAUACAUUAAAGAACUUGAGCAAGCAAAGUUAGACUUGCAGACAAAAAUGAACGCACUUGAAAACGAUCACAAAGAUCUCUUGGAAACACAUUCCGCUGUUAUCGAGAAAAACCAACAGUUGGAAGCAACGAAUACUAGACAGGAAGCACAAAUUGUGAAUCUCAACACCGAUCUGGUCAUUCACGAAGAGAAGCUCAAAGCUGUAAGUCGUGAUUUAGCCGCUAAACUAAUAGAAUUAGAAAAAAAUCGGCAAGAACACAAUUUAAAGCUGGAACAACUAUGUGCCCAAAUCCAGGAAAAUGUUCAACUUAACAAUAGCAAUGAUCAACGAAUAAAAACUCUUGAGCAGGAAAACGACAAGCUGCGAUCCAAACUUAACCAAUUAAUUGACGUUGAGAUGGGCCCCUUGCAGUCAACUAUUAAGCAGUUAAAUGAACAACAAGAAGAUAUUCAGUCUAAACUGGCACACAGUGCUGAAAUGCUGAAUCUCAAAAGCUUGGAGUUAGAACAGAUGGCGGAUCUUUUGAAGCAAGAAAAAUCGACUACCGAACAAUUGCAUCAGCAGCUGGUGGAGGCCAAAUUGAGAAUUGCGCCAGAUGGUCGACCUUCGCUCGGCGAUAGUAAAGUGGCGCAAGCUUUGAGAAAGGAAAACGAUGACCUACUAAAGCAGUUUAAUGAACUACAGAAGACGUACGCAUCUAAAACUAGUCAGCUGCAGGAGAAAAUCGAUGAACUAAAAGAAGAAAUCUCCACUAUGAGACAUGAGACAAGUUUUCAGGAAAAAGAAAUACAGAUCGUUGCACUGGAAGGAAAGAUAAGUCACUACGAGCAAGUUUACGAGGAUACAAAGAUCAGACAUCGAUCACUACAGCGACAGAAUGACGAGUUGCGAGUCAAGCAUCAAAACCUAGUAAUGGAAAUGGAUGAUCUUCGUCGGCUGGCGGACAAAGACCGUCGAUCGCGGCGACAAAGCACGCACGAUGAUCGGCGAGGUGUGUGGUUCAACACUAAGGAUAGUUCCACGAUGACGGACCCAAGCUCAAGCGACUGCAGUUGUGUUGAUAUGGAUAUUCAAAUCAAGGACUUGCGCAAGCAGCUAACAAUUAAAGAAUGUCAACUAAAUACAGAGAAAAUGAUGGCCGCCGCAAACCCGUUGAAAAACGAAGUUGUUGAACUUCGCCGGUUGAUAAAAGAACGGGAAGGUGAAAUCUUCAAGCUGCAUGACGAAACCCGAACGCUUUCGGUGGCGUUAGAUCGGGAGCGUCAACAGCUGACUAAAAACUGCAAUAACUGCAUCCGACAGCAGCGAAUGCAAUCGCUACGUAGUGAUAAAGCAAUGAACACAGACCCUGCAGAAAAUAACUCGGAAGUUUCUCCAUUGUUGCAAAGUACAGCCAAAAAGCUGGAAGAUUCCCAGGAAGAACUGCGUAAACUAAACAGUAAAUAUCAAGAUAUGAAAAGAUUAUGCCGGAUUAGAAACGAAAAGAUUGUUAGUCUUAAUCAAGAUAUAGUGGAAAAAGAAAAUGAAAGCAGUAUUGCCAAUAGAAACGUUCAACAAGAAGUUUCACUGUUGAAACGACAGUUGAAGGAAAGUGAGGAUAAGUAUUCGCUAAUGCUAAGGAAGUGCCAGAGCAAUCAUUUCGUGAAUAAAACAGAAAAGCUGGAUGAUGCUGAAAUGCUACGUUUUAAGUACGAAAAGUACAAAAGCAUGGCCAUUGCACUGAUGGAACAAAAUGAAGAGUUAAAACGGAAGGUGGCUACAACAUAG